GUUCUUCUUCAUCUUCCUCAGAUGAAGAAUCUCUCCGGCUAAAACCCUUUCUUCUAUCAUCUCUGUGAAAGCUUUGUUCUUUCAAAGAAAAUGGUUUCCGUUUUAUUCCAAUCUUCUUGUUCUUGUUCACUUUCUAACUUCCCCUCUGUAAAAUUCGGAGCUCGUGUUGUUUCUCCUCUGUAUUUCGCCAGAAAUCAUGUACAAAUCACUUCCGGUGGUCUUCCAAUCGGAAAAGGAAGUUUAUUGAACUUCAAGAGUGAAAGACCUCAGAGAUUUGUUAUCUCAGCUGUUGUGGAUGAUAAAAGUGUUGUAGCUAAAGAGGCGAAGAAAGACGGUGGAACGGCGGAUAGUGGAUCAGAAGUGGUUGUAGAUAACCAGAGAAUGAUCAAAGUUUGUGAUAAGCUUAUUGAGGUUUUUAUGGUUGAUAAGCCUACACCAUCUGAUUGGAGAAGACUCUUAGCUUUUAGCAAAGAAUGGGAUAGUAUCCGGCCACAUUUCUACAAACGGUGUCAGGAACGAGCGGAUUCUGAGGAUAACCCUGAGAUGAAGCACAAGGUUCAUCGACUUGCAAGAAAGCUUAAAGAGGUUGAUGAAGAUAUUCAAAGGCAUAAUGAGCUUCUCAAUGUUAUCAAGAGGACACCACCGGCUGAAAUUGGUGAACUUGUUGCUAGGCGUCGUAAGGAUUUCACAAAUGAGUUUUUCGAGCAUUUGCAUACUGUUGCAGAAUCCUACUAUGACAAUCCGGAUGAACAAAACGCUCUUGCGUCACUUGGGAAGUUGUCUAUCGCGGCUGUACAAGCAUAUGAUACUUCAACAGAAAGCAUUGACGCACUAAACGCUGCGGAAUUGAAGCUCCAGGACAUAAUCAAUUCCCCUUCUCUUGAUGCUGCCUGCAGAAAGAUUGAUAGUUUGGCUGAGAAGAAUCAACUUGAUUCUGCGUUGGUUCUUAUGAUCACAAAAGCUUGGUCUGCUGCUAAGGAAUCCAACAUGAUGAAGGAAGAGGUAAAAGACAUAUUGUAUCACUUGUACGUAACAGCAAGAGGGAAUCUACAGAGGCUUAUGCCGAAAGAGGUGAGAAUACUUAAGUAUCUACUAUCGAUAGAGGAUCCCCAAGAACAGAUGAGCGCUCUACAAGACGCUUUUACCCCUGGGGACGAGCUCGAAGGGACUGAUGUAGACUACUUAUACACGACGCCUGAGCAUUUGCAGAGCUUGAUGAAAACGGUGUUGGAGGCGUAUCAUUUCAGCAGAGAAGGGAGUCUAGUGAAGGAAGCAAAGGACCUUAUGCAUCCUGAGCUCAUCGCCAAAAUCGAACAACUCAAGAAGCUUGUUGAAAAGAAGUAUAUGUGAUCAAGAUUUUACAGAUCCUAAGCUUUCCUUUCAUUUGUUACUAUGUAUGUGUUUGUAUAUGGUGUAUGACAUAUUUCAGGUUUCCGAUUCACACAUAUAUUUGAUACCACCAUAAGAGUAGACUAUAGAAACAUGUUUCAGUGUUCUUCAUUAUCGAAGAAACAAUUCUGUUUUCU
This is a messenger RNA of Arabidopsis arenosa, 1526 nucleotides long. Lineage: Eukaryota; Viridiplantae; Streptophyta; Magnoliopsida; Brassicales; Brassicaceae. The record is from the annotation of a GenBank genome assembly.